AUGAGAGAUGCUAUGCUGAUUGGGAAUGGGCCAGGCCUUAGCUGCCCAGACGAUGCUCCCGCUGGGUUGGGAAGCUAUGCACAACUACCGGCUGCUGAGUGCUCCCUAGACGAUAAGUGUGGUGUUUUUCAUCCUUCUUACUCUGCUCAGGAAGCGCCUUUCCCGGUAGAGUGUGCGAGAUCGUCCUCAUACACACAUGCUUUUGACUCACAGAAGUGGAGUGGCCUGAGCAACAGUCACGCAAUGGGACAGCUGGAGACCUGCGACAGUGCAACUAUAGAGUCACGACUUGUGACUGCAGGGUCCUCCCUCUACUCCCCAGAGAAGCCCCAAGAGCCUUGCAGUAAAUACAAAUUGAUCCUAAGUGAGGAGCCUGUGGAGAAACGAAGGAGGUUCCAAAAUGAUAUGACACCAUCUCCUAUAGAUUACUCCAUGUCCAGUCCUUACAGGAGGGGAGAGGCCACUAUUGCCGACCUAGGAGGAGAGGACAGCCUUGAGAAAUCCAGUUCUGAGAGAAGCACACCACCAUACCUCUUACCAGAAUACCCAGAAGCAAACAAGAGCACAGGCCACAACAGGGAAGCUCCAGCACUUUGUCUAGGGUCCCAAGACCAAGACCAGGAGUCCCUGCUUUCUGAAGAAUUAGAAGAUCAGAUGCCAAUAUUGGUAGCAGAAGAAUCUAACCGGAGUAGCGAGAAUAGAGAAGUGAAUGAAGGGCCUUUUGUAGCGGUGGUCAGAGUUGCGAAGGGACUUGGAGAUUCAGGAGCUCCCAUCCAGCUAUUCCCUUUCAACUGGGAGGAGUUUGUAGGCAGAAGAAAGGCAGCAGCGGAACCUUGGAACCUGAACCCUUAUUCUCCUGUGGCCCCUGCCACAGCUACUGCAGGCAAAGGAAAAGGCUACCAGGAGAGUGGAAGUCGGAACAUGCCAAAGAUAAAGAACCAGAGAGAACUGGAAGAAUUGAAGAGAACCACAGAAAAACUGGAGCGUGUUUUGGCUGAAAGGAAUCUGUUCCAGCAAAAGGUAGAGGAGCUGGAACAGGAGAAGAAUCACUGGCAUUCUGAAUUUAAGAGAGCUCAACAUGAAUUGGUGACCUAUAGUACCCAGGAGACUGAAGGCUUAUACUGGAGCAAGAAGCACAUGGGUUAUCGCCAAGCUGAAUUCCAGAUUCUGAAAGCGGAGCUAGAAAGAACCAAAGAGGAGAAGCAAGAACUAAAAGAGAAACUGAAAGAGACAGAGACACAACUGGAAGUAUUGCAGAAGGCCCAGGUCUCCUGCCAGAACACAGAGAGAGAUGACUUAGAAAGGGCUUUGGCAAAGCUUACGCGGCUACGUAUCCACGUCAGCUAUCUCCUUACUUCUGUCCUCCCUCACUUGGAGCUUUGUGAGAUCGGGUAUGACUCAGAACAAGUGGAUGGGAUCCUGUACACAGUGCUGGAGGCAAAUCGCAUACUGGAUUGAGCACCAGACUAUAUAUCCUCUCCUAGCUUUCUCUUUUCUUUACUGCCUGUGUACUAUAUGUCUCCCCCAGCUGCUGCUGCUUCUUCUUCCCUUCUCCCUUCAUAUCCCUCCCCCAGCCUCCUUCUUUCCCUUUCACCUUUAUGCCUUAUAUUGAAAGUCUUUGAAUAAGUCCUGGUUCUUAAUCAGUGUACUUUGCAUUCAGUGUGGGUGUGAAGAAAGAGGCCCAUUAAAUAGCCUUUUAAGAGUCCAGGAACAGAAAAGCAAUAGUCACCAAGUUAGGUGACUGGAAAGCACUAAUUUUCAUGAUCUAGAUAUGUGGCCUAUUUCGUGUUCUGCUAAUGGUUCGUCUUCAUUUGGGUUAAAUCAGUCAGCAAAUGUUGGGUCCAAUUCACCUGGUGGGAAAAGUCAUGCUGCCAGCCCUGCCAGGGUUCUAACAGUCUAGCCGGAAGCACAAGUCACAGCAAGUUAGCUAACUAUAAAAGAAGGGUAUGGUGUGCCUGAGUGGUAUAGGCGUGGCAUGGAAGACAGAGGCGAGCAACUUAAAGGAAGGCAGUACACCAUAAGUGGGACCUAAUGAAGGUUAAGGAGUGAGCAUAGCAACGCUCUUAAUGACGGUUGUUGCUUAAGUGGUAGGAUUAUGGUUGAUAUUUUCCUUCUUCCUAUCUUCUUGCCCUUUUCAAAUUUUCUAUUACAUUCUCGUUGUUCUUCUUAUGUUGCAAAAUAAAUUGUUUUGAAA
This is a messenger RNA of Microtus oregoni (creeping vole), 2194 nucleotides long. RefSeq names its product MORC family CW-type zinc finger protein 4-like. The record is from RefSeq and is a predicted model, not a curated record. Bases 1 to 1458 code for a protein of 485 amino acids. The transcript is spliced from 4 exons. Lineage: Eukaryota; Metazoa; Chordata; Mammalia; Rodentia; Cricetidae.